AUGAAGACAAAGCGACAUAGUAAACCCCACUUCGCCUUCCCUGUCGUGAUAAUCUUUUCUCUGUGUUUGCAAACAAGUGCCAACCAUACUGAUUACCCCAGGGUUACAAACGAAACCUGGAAUCCCAUCAGCCAAAACCGAAGUGGAAACCAGAACGUAACAGAAGCCAAUACAAAUACUCCUCUGAGCAUCAAUUUCAGCAGCAAAACAACUGCUUUUGAAAAGCAGACAAGUAUCCUGCAAUCCUUAUCCUCCAGAGUGGCCCAGAAUUCAACAUCUUCCCCUGCCAGAAGGGCUGUUUCUGCCACCGAACCCAGGAGUAACAGCAAACCCAAGAGCACGGUGACAAAAGAAACAUGUGAAGACAAUAAGUCUCUUAUACUGAUUUGCUUCAUUGUAAUAGCAGUGCUGAUGCUCAUCUGCACCUCCUUAUUUCUGUCGACAGUCGUAAUAGCAAACAAAAUGUCAUAUCUCAAGAAAAACCAGCAAGGAAGACGUAGGCCCAGGAGCAAUGGCGAUAUUCUGGCAACUAACAGUUUAUGGCCAACGGCAGCGGGAACGUGGCAGAGGAUGCCCAAAGACACAGCUGGAACUGACUUGGUCAUGCACGACUUACUAUCUGGGCGAGAUGCUGCGAUCCAAAGGAAAACUGAAGACGAAACUACUGAGAAACUCAACAAAGAAACAGAUAACGAAUGCGAAAACAAAGACCCAUCAAAGUCACACAAACCCAUUUUAACCAAUUUUGUAGUUGAGAUUUAA
This is a messenger RNA of Eurypyga helias (sunbittern), 762 nucleotides long. RefSeq names its product ecotropic viral integration site 2A (gene EVI2A). Bases 1 to 762 code for a protein of 253 amino acids. The transcript has a single exon. Lineage: Eukaryota; Metazoa; Chordata; Aves; Eurypygiformes; Eurypygidae. The record is from RefSeq and is a predicted model, not a curated record. Gene Ontology annotation, cellular component: membrane.